Molecule: messenger RNA, 333 nt
Organism: Penicillium manginii
Lineage: Eukaryota; Fungi; Ascomycota; Eurotiomycetes; Eurotiales; Aspergillaceae
Exons: 1
Coding region: 1-333 (110 amino acids)
Source: RefSeq, a predicted model, not a curated record
AUGGCUUCCAUGCGCGAAUGGGUGUCGCCUCAUGCUGGGAAAAUCUGUUCCGGCAACGGCAACUCUUUGCGCAGCGCACGGGUACCAAAUCAUAUAAUGGGCCCUUCUGCCAACGAAAUUGAAUUUCAUGGUUUUCUUCUGAGUUCUGCCCCAGGCCACGGAUUUGACACCGCUGAAGAAUACAUAGAGGCACGGGUUCAAGCGAACAGUAUUCGCGCAUUUAAACACCAGAUUAUGUUCACCCAUAGUGACUUCAAGGCACAUAACCCUCUCGUCGGAGAGGACGGUCAUCUAUCCGGGAUAUCGACUGUGAUCAGCUGGAUGGCUACCUGA